Molecule: messenger RNA, 1023 nt
Organism: Suillus paluster
Lineage: Eukaryota; Fungi; Basidiomycota; Agaricomycetes; Boletales; Suillaceae
Exons: 1
Source: RefSeq, a predicted model, not a curated record
UCUCCUUUCGCCACACUUCUAAAACGAUCCAAAUUCUCCUCCUUUGACCCCCGCAUCGCCCAAGUCUACACCACACACGGUGGUGACGCCCACCGGGGUAACUGGGGCUUCAAACGUCCGCUCCCAAUACGCAGACGAGGUGCCUACAUCACCGUAAAGGCCGUCGACUCCCUUGAGCAGCAGACAGAAUGGAAUUCUGCAGAGCCUCAGGCAAUGUGGAUGAAGAACUGGGAUGAACUGCAGUUUAACCCCAUGCCCGAAGAAUCGUUGGGGCUGUUACGUCGGUCGCCGCACGAGGGGACUGCUGAUAUGGCAGACUCGGAGUACGCCCCAGAGCGGACGGACCCAAUCAGUUGGCGUCCUUCUGCUAUCCCCAAUAUCCAUGCCAUGUCCAACUCAGAAUUCAAGCAGUAUGUUGCGAAUAUCCGUCGCAAACGCAUGGACUUCUUGGCGUACCAAGAGAAGAAGUUGAAGUUGGACACGCUCAAGCAAUUGUCUAAUGAAUCAUCUCAAGAGAAAAAGGCUCCUCCCAGAAAACUUCCCGUCGACCUAAGCCUUGAAGCCUUUGCUAUGUGGGAGUCCCAAAGCCUACGAGAGAAUCGUCGGUCACGUUCACUUGAAAGCGUACCGCAUCACUCUGCAGGUCUCCACUAUCCCCGUUUCACACCACUUCAAACGUAUCUCUCUACAAAGGAACACAAAGGACGAGUGGUAGAAGAGGUCAGGAACGACAGAGGAAAGGCGCUAUAUUACGUGGCGUCCUAUGCCGGUAUGGGCACCGUCGUGCAUCAGAAGAACAAGGGAGUAGGCUCUGUCAUGGCAUGGGGUGACGCGAACAAAACAGGAGCGAUGAAAUUCAGACCGGAGAAGGUAUCAUUGGACAAGGCGCCAGAGGUGGUGUACAAGAGGCAGGGGUUGAAAGCGGCGAAGAUAACGAUGGAGGCAGUCGCAAGCGACGUGCAGAGUCACUCAAAGAGCAACGUUCACAGACCCGGCUCGCUGGAGUACAUCACGGCUGAACCU